This is a messenger RNA of Chrysemys picta bellii (western painted turtle), 3043 nucleotides long. Lineage: Eukaryota; Metazoa; Chordata; Testudines; Emydidae. The record is from RefSeq and is a predicted model, not a curated record.
UCCCCACCCGCAGGCAAGGCGGGCUUCAAGGCUCUCCCUCCCCGCGCGCCCUGAUUCCCUCUCCCAAGAGGGCUCAGGAGCGCGCGAGGAUUAAGAGAGGAGCACGAAACUCGCCAUCUCCCCAGCCAGCGCGAGAACAAAGAGAGCUCUUCCACCCCCUUCCCCCCGCACGUGGGGAGCGAACUCCCCGCCCCCGGCACCGCCUCUAGCCGCUGCUGAUUGGCUCCGGCGGCCCCUCCACGUCCGUCCAAUCGGGGCGGUGCUUGGGUCUCUCCAAUGAGCGCGAUGCCGAUUGGGCCGCCGGGUUUGGCGCUCGGUCCGGGAGGGUGAAUCCGGCGGCCGGAGGCAGAGAGGAGCGGAGAGGGGACCCGGAGGCGGCAGCACCGGCGGGGGUUGGGGGGUGUCCAUAUCAAAUUGGGAGCCUCUGGAAUGUUUAUUUGUGGUAACCAGAAAGCAUGUUGUGAAGGGAUAAUCAUGGGUCAGACGGGAAAGAAAUCUGAAAAGGGACCAAUUUGUUGGCGGAAGCGUGUAAAAUCAGAAUACAUGCGACUGAGGCAGCUCAAGAGGUUCCGCCGGGCAGAUGAAGUUAAGAGUAUGUUUAAUUCUAAUCGUCAGAAGAUACUGGAAAGAACAGAAAUCUUAAAUCAAGAAUGGAAACAACGUAGGAUACAGCCUGUACACAUCAUGACUUCUGUGAGCUCAUUGCGUGGGACCAGGGAGUGCUCUGUUACCAGUGACUUAGAUUUUCCAAAACAAGUCAUCCCGCUCAAGACUCUGAAUGCUGUUGCUUCAGUGCCCAUAAUGUAUUCUUGGUCUCCCCUUCAGCAAAAUUUUAUGGUAGAGGAUGAAACGGUUUUACAUAACAUUCCUUAUAUGGGAGAUGAAGUGCUUGACCAGGAUGGAACCUUUAUUGAAGAACUGAUCAAGAACUAUGAUGGAAAAGUACAUGGAGACAGAGAAUGCGGAUUUAUCAAUGAUGAGAUAUUUGUGGAGCUGGUAAAUGCACUUGGUCAGUAUAGUGAUGAUGAAGAUGAUGAUGAUGGAGAUGACAAUCCUGAUGAGCAAGAUGAAAAACAGAAAGACCGAGAAGGCAACAGAAUGGCGUACUGGGCGCUCACACGCCUGAAGUGGAAUGGACAUGUGCAGCACAUCUUGAAGAACAAGAGUUAUGGAACAGACAAAGAGAGCCAUCCACCUCGGAAGUUUCCUUCUGACAAGAUAUUUGAAGCCAUUUCCUCGAUGUUUCCGGACAAGGGUACAGCAGAGGAAUUGAAGGAGAAAUACAAAGAACUCACAGAGCAGCAGCUGCCAGGAGCUCUUCCUCCUGAGUGCACACCAAACAUAGAUGGACCAAAUGCAAAAUCUGUUCAGAGGGAGCAGAGUCUGCACUCCUUUCAUACGCUCUUCUGUAGGCGCUGUUUUAAAUAUGACUGCUUCUUACAUCCAUUCCACGCAACUCCUAACACUUACAAACGGAAGAAUACAGAAACAGCAAUAGAUAAUAAACCUUGUGGACAGCAUUGUUAUCAGCAUCUGGAAGGGGCAAAGGAGUUUGCAGCUGCUCUGACUGCUGAGCGAAUAAAGACACCACCAAAGCGCCCAGGUGGCCGCCGAAGAGGAAGACUUCCAAAUAACACCAGCAGGCCCAGCACACCAACAAUAAAUGUGUUGGAAUCAAAGGACACAGAUAGUGACAGGGAAGCAGGAGCAGAAACUGGAGGUGAAAAUAAUGAUAAAGAGGAAGAAGAGAAGAAAGAUGAAACAUCCAGUUCCUCUGAGGCAAAUUCUAGGUGUCAGACACCAAUAAAGAUGAAGCCAAAUAUUGAGCCUCCUGAGAAUGUGGAAUGGAGUGGUGCAGAAGCCUCGAUGUUCAGAGUUCUCAUUGGUACCUACUAUGACAACUUCUGUGCAAUUGCUAGAUUAAUUGGGACCAAAACAUGCAGGCAGGUGUAUGAGUUUAGAGUAAAAGAAUCUAGUAUUAUUGCUCCAGUUCCUGCUGAAGAUGUUGAUACUCCUCCAAGAAAGAAGAAGAGGAAGCACAGGUUGUGGGCCGCUCAUUGCAGAAAGAUACAGCUGAAAAAGGAUGGGUCAUCUAAUCAUGUUUACAACUACCAGCCAUGUGAUCAUCCUCGUCAGCCUUGUGACAGCUCAUGUCCUUGUGUAAUUGCUCAGAACUUUUGUGAGAAGUUUUGUCAGUGCAGCUCAGAAUGCCAAAACAGGUUUCCUGGAUGCCGCUGCAAAGCACAGUGCAACACUAAGCAGUGUCCAUGCUAUCUGGCUGUACGUGAAUGUGAUCCAGACCUCUGUCUGACAUGUGGAGCAGCCGAUCACUGGGACAGCAAAAAUGUUUCUUGCAAGAACUGCAGCAUUCAGAGGGGAUCCAAAAAGCAUUUGCUGUUGGCACCUUCAGAUGUGGCAGGCUGGGGAAUUUUCAUCAAAGAUCCCGUACAGAAGAAUGAAUUCAUCUCUGAGUACUGUGGUGAGAUUAUUUCUCAGGAUGAGGCAGACAGAAGAGGGAAGGUAUAUGACAAGUACAUGUGCAGCUUUCUAUUCAAUCUGAAUAAUGAUUUUGUGGUUGAUGCAACACGCAAGGGUAACAAAAUCCGAUUUGCAAACCAUUCAGUAAAUCCCAACUGCUAUGCAAAAGUUAUGAUGGUUAAUGGAGAUCACAGAAUAGGUAUAUUUGCUAAGAGAGCCAUUCAGACUGGUGAAGAGCUGUUUUUUGACUACAGAUACAGCCAGGCUGAUGCACUGAAAUAUGUAGGCAUUGAAAGAGAAAUGGAAAUCCCUUGAUACCAGCUACCUCUACUUUUGAACAGCUGCCUUAUCUCCAGGAAUUUUCUAGUACUGUGGGCAAUUUUAGAAAAAUGAUGCAAUUUGAAAUUCUGAAUUUGCAAAGUACUGUAACAGUAAUUUAUAGUAAAUUUCAAAAUCAACUUUUUAUUGCCUUCUCACCAGCUGCAAAGUGUUUUGUACCAAUGAACUUUUGCAAUAAUGCGGUGUGGUACAUUUUUCAACCUUGAAUAAAGGAUACUUGAACUUC